Messenger RNA from Malaclemys terrapin pileata, 8028 nucleotides. RefSeq names its product phosphatidylinositol-4,5-bisphosphate 3-kinase catalytic subunit alpha (gene PIK3CA). NCBI's taxonomy places the organism in Eukaryota, Metazoa, Chordata, Testudines, Emydidae. The record is from RefSeq and is a predicted model, not a curated record. Gene Ontology annotation, molecular function: 1-phosphatidylinositol-3-kinase activity; 1-phosphatidylinositol-4-phosphate 3-kinase activity. Gene Ontology annotation, cellular component: cytoplasm; plasma membrane; phosphatidylinositol 3-kinase complex, class IA. Gene Ontology annotation, biological process: phosphatidylinositol-mediated signaling; cell migration; phosphatidylinositol-3-phosphate biosynthetic process. Bases 540 to 3746 code for a protein of 1068 amino acids. The transcript has 22 exons.
UCCCCCUCGGCUCCCGGUCUUGGCCGCCUCCCCCGGUGCGGGGCUGCCUCUCCUGUCCCCCAGCUGGCCCGGCCUCGGGCCUCGGCGCUGGAACCGACCGCUCCGGGGAGCGAGAGUUGGCAAUCAGUAGACUGUGCACAACGUCAAGAAGCAUCUAGCAGUGUUGAGAGAAGAUGGAAGCAAUGAAGGUGUGGCAUGAUAGUCUGAGGGUAACUGUGGUCAUGGGUGGAAAGGCCUGUCACUUCUGUGAUGAAUUUAAUCUAAUGUUGGCAUGUCAAAACACUGAAGUUUCUGAUGCUUUUUGAAAGCAAUUCACCUUCACCUUGCAACAAGAAUGAGGCCAGCUACUACAAAGAUGAAAAUGAACUAAAGACUGAGGACAUGAAGCUUCAGGCACAAGGAGAGCAACAAUAAGUAGUGGAUAAAUGUUGAUUAUCAAACAGAUGAUUGGAGAUGAGGAGCCUUCUUUGUAAGGUCUCUCCUGUAGGAAGCUGUGCUUAAACUGGUUUCUGUUGUAAGUUUACCAAAAGAUUAAGAAGAUGCCUCCAAGACCAUCAUCUGGUGAACUAUGGGGCAUCCAUUUGAUGCCACCAAGGAUCCUUGUAGAGUGUCUUCUACCUAAUGGAAUGAUAGUGACUCUAGAAUGCCUCCGUGAGGCCACACUACUGACUAUCAAGCAUGAACUCUUCAAAGAAGCAAGAAAAUACCCUCUUUAUCAGCUCCUUCAAGAUGAAUCUUCUUACAUUUUCGUAAGUGUUACACAAGAAGCUGAAAGAGAAGAAUUUUUUGAUGAAACACGGCGACUUUGCGACCUGCGGCUCUUUCAGCCUUUUUUAAAAGUCAUUGAACCAGUAGGCAACAGAGAAGAAAAGAUUCUUAAUCGGGAAAUUGGUUUUGCUAUUGGCAUGCCUGUCUGUGAAUUUGAUAUGGUUAAGGAUCCAGAAGUACAGGACUUCCGAAGAAAUAUUCUUAAUGUUUGUAAAGAAGCAGUGGAUCUUCGAGAUGUGAAUGCACCCCAUAGUAGAGCAUUAUAUGUCUGUCCGCCAAAUGUUGAAUCUUCACCGGAACUGCCCAAGCACAUAUACAGUAAAUUAGAUAAAGGGCAAAUAAUAGUGGUGAUAUGGGUAAUAGUGUCCCCGAACAAUGACAAGCAGAAAUAUACCUUAAAAAUCAACCAUGACUGUGUUCCUGAGCAAGUUAUUGCUGAAGCAAUCAGGAAAAAAACACGAAGUAUGUUGCUGUCAUCUGAACAACUAAAACUCUGCGUUUUAGAGUACCAGGGCAAGUAUAUUUUAAAAGUGUGCGGCUGUGAUGAAUACUUGCUAGAAAAAUAUCCUCUGAGCCAGUAUAAGUACAUAAGAAGUUGUAUAAUGCUUGGCCGAAUGCCCAACCUGAUGCUGAUGGCUAAGGAAAGCCUUUAUACCCAGCUGCCACUGGAUACCUUUACAAUGCCAUCUUAUUCCAGGCGGAUCUCUACAGCUACACCAUACAUGAAUGGCGAAGCGUCAGCCAAAUCUCUCUGGGUCAUAAACAGUGCUCUCAGGAUAAGAAUUCUCUGUGCCACCUAUGUAAAUGUAAACAUUCGAGACAUUGACAAGAUCUAUGUCCGAACUGGUAUCUACCAUGGAGGAGAACCAUUAUGUGACAAUGUGAAUACUCAAAGGGUACCUUGUUCCAAUCCCAGAUGGAAUGAAUGGCUGUCAUAUGACAUGUACAUUCCUGAUCUCCCACGUGCUGCUCGGCUUUGCCUUUCCAUCUGCUCUGUUAAGGGCAGAAAGGGUGCUAAGGAGGAACACUGCCCAUUGGCUUGGGGAAAUAUAAACAUGUUUGAUUAUACAGACACUCUUGUGUCUGGGAAAAUGGCUUUGAAUCUGUGGCCUGUGCCUCAUGGGCUGGAAGAUCUGCUAAAUCCUAUUGGCGUUACUGGGUCAAAUCCAAAUAAGGAAACUCCAUGUUUAGAGCUGGAAUUUGAUUGGUUUAGCAGCCCUGUAAAGUUUCCAGACAUGACCGUGAUUGAAGAACAUGCCAAUUGGACUAUAUCUCGAGAACUAGGGUUUAACUACAGCCAUGCGGGGCUGAGUAACAGGCUAGCUAGAGAUAAUGAAUUAAGAGAAAGUGACAAAGAGCAACUCCGUGCAAUUUGUACUCGAGACCCGCUGUCUGAAAUUACUGAGCAAGAGAAGGACUUCCUUUGGAGCCACAGACACUACUGUGUAAAUACCCCAGAAAUUCUACCAAAACUACUUUUGUCUGUUAAAUGGAACUCGAGAGAUGAAGUAGCCCAGAUGUACUGCUUGGUAAAAGACUGGCCUCCAAUCAAGCCAGAACAGGCAAUGGAGCUUUUGGACUGUAAUUACCCUGACCCAAUGGUGCGAGCAUUUGCAGUUCGGUGUCUGGAGAAGUAUUUGACAGAUGACAAACUGUCUCAGUACUUAAUCCAACUAGUACAGGUUCUGAAAUAUGAGCAAUAUUUGGAUAAUCUGCUGGUGAGAUUUUUACUCAAGAAGGCAUUGACCAAUCAAAGGAUAGGACACUUUUUCUUUUGGCACUUAAAGUCUGAAAUGCACAAUAAAAAUGUAAGCCAGAGAUUUGGUUUACUUUUGGAGUCCUACUGUCGAGCAUGUGGGAUGUACCUAAAACAUUUGAGCAGGCAGGUGGAGGCUAUGGAGAAACUGAUAAACCUCACAGAUAUUCUCAAGCAGGAGAAGAAGGAUGAGACACAAAAGGUACAGAUGAAGUUUCUUGUUGAACAAAUGAGGCGGCCAGAUUUCAUGGAUGCUUUACAAGGCUUUAUUUCUCCUCUUAACCCUGCUCAUCAGCUGGGAAAUCUCAGGCUUGAGGAGUGCAGGAUUAUGUCCUCUGCAAAAAGGCCACUGUGGUUGAACUGGGAAAACCCAGAUAUUAUGUCUGAACUGUUGUUUCAAAACAAUGAGAUCAUCUUUAAAAAUGGAGAUGAUUUACGCCAGGACAUGCUGACACUUCAGAUCAUUCGAAUUAUGGAAAACAUCUGGCAAAAUCAGGGUCUUGAUCUACGGAUGUUGCCUUAUGGCUGUUUGUCUAUUGGUGAUUGUGUGGGACUUAUUGAGGUGGUGAGAAGCUCGCACACAAUUAUGCAGAUUCAGUGUAAAGGUGGUCUAAAGGGUGCAUUGCAAUUCAACAGUCACACAUUACAUCAGUGGCUCAAGGACAAAAACAAAGGAGAAAUGUAUGAUGCAGCUAUUGAUUUGUUUACACGCUCUUGUGCUGGCUAUUGUGUUGCUACCUUCAUAUUGGGAAUUGGUGAUCGUCACAAUAGUAACAUCAUGGUGAAAGAUGACGGACAACUGUUUCACAUUGAUUUUGGACACUUCCUGGAUCACAAGAAGAAAAAAUUUGGUUACAAACGAGAGCGUGUGCCAUUUGUCUUAACGCAAGAUUUCUUAAUAGUGAUUAGUAAAGGAGCGCAAGAAUGUACCAAAACAAGGGAAUUUGAAAGGUUUCAGGAGAUGUGUUAUAAGGCUUACUUAGCAAUUCGGCAGCAUGCCAAUCUCUUCAUAAAUCUCUUCUCCAUGAUGCUUGGCUCAGGAAUGCCAGAAUUACAGUCUUUUGAUGAUAUUGCGUACAUUCGAAAGACACUUGCACUGGACAAAAGUGAACAAGAAGCUCUAGAAUAUUUCAUGAAGCAGAUGAAUGAUGCUCAUCAUGGUGGCUGGACAACGAAAAUGGACUGGAUCUUCCACACAAUAAAGCAACAUGCCUUGAACUGAAAUGAAAGUGAAGAAUUUAAAAAACUGAUAGCCCACUUAUGGGUGCUACACUGCACUGUUAAUAUUUGUCAGCAGCAAAGACUGGUUGCAUUGGAAUUGCACAAACCACAGACGGCAUUAGAAUUUACAGCAAGAGCAGAGAUGAAAUAUCCAGAUGUUCAAAAAUAAAAAAAAAAGGGGGGGGGGGUUUUCGGAUAGCACUAAAACUGUACACUUCAAAAUUAAGCUUUCGUGUGAUGUGCAAUUUCAUAUUAUGCCUUAAACCCAAAAAGGUAAACUUGGAAGAUUGGCAGGGGGUUUUUUUGUUUGCUUUUAAUUCGGAUAAUUUGGGAAAAGGAAAAUCAUGCUAUCAUCAAAAAUAGUCCAUCACAUAUUACAGUAGGUCUAGUAUCACUUUAAAGAUUAUGUAGGGUUUCAAAGAGUUGAAAAGGAAGCAAACUUAGUGUUUUCAUGGUUAUUUAAAUAGUAGGUAUAGUGUUGAAACUGAAGGCGUAUUCAGCUCAAAGAUUUAAAAGAUUAAAGUGAGGGGACAGUUCCUUUUAAAUUUAGUCAGAGGCAUAAUAUAUUUUGGUUUUAAUUGAACCUUUGACUUCUGGAUCUGUCAGCUGCGCCAUUUUGAAAGAAGUAGGAAACAAGCCUACUAUGUAUGGUAUUCUCCUGGACAGUAUUUGUAGGGAUAAAAUUUAUAGCUUCACAAAGAAACUCUGGUCCCCACCAUCCCAAAUGACUGGCUUAGAAAUUGAAUGGGCAGGAUAGGGUUUAGUGCAACAAAACAUUGUAGUGUUCACUUUGGGGUUUGAUUUAAUCUAACUUGAACACAAUAGAUUUUUUCACACAUGUUUUCCAGAGCCUAGCGAAGGGUUAGUUAUUAAAAUUAUUGAAAGAUUAUUUUUAUAAAGGCUAUUUAUAUAAUAGGAACUAUUAAUAUAUAUUCUUUAUUUACAUGAUUUGUCCCAUAUUCAUUCAUUUAAUUUUGCAACCCAGUUCUCUCUGUCCAAGACUCUCAUUGUCCAUCAUGUGACUGAUGGUGUUCAGCUGUACUCAUAGGACCAAAUUCAACCCUGGUGAAAAAGUACACAAGUACCACUGAAAUCAGUGGGAGAUAUACCCAGUUGUGCCAGAGGUGAACUUGGCCCAAGUCUCUUCAAAGAAUCUCAGGCAAUAUUCUUAACAUUACUUUGGGCUGGUCUAUAAUACCAUGGUAAGUUGACCUACGUUAUGCUACUUUAGUUACGUGAAUAACGUAACUGAAGUUGACAUAGAUUAGGUCAACUUAUUGCAGUGUCUACACCACUUUGUGUUGAUGGGAGAUGCCCUCCCUCCGACGUACCUUGCUCUUCUCAGGGAGCUGGAAUACAGGAAUCAAUGGGAGAGCACUCUGCCAGCAACUUAUUGGGUCUUCACCAGACCCACUAAAUCAGCACUGCUACAUCAAUUGCAGCAUUGCUGAUCUACCAGUAAGUGUAGACAUGGCCUAAGUGAUAUGCUGGCUGUUCAAGGAAUGUAUGGUUAAACUCUCAGCCUCUGGGUCCACCUUUUCUCUCUCUUUCUAGCUGCUUAAUCCCUAUAACCAACACAUGAGAAAUAAGUUUGGAUUUUCAAAAUGAUCACCAGCUACUUACAGCAAACACUUUGGAAAGCUCACAGCAUAUAGAGCUGCAAAACAAACAUUUUAUAGCAUGCAUGCACUUGCACACGCACUCUGGUUUUUUCAUAUGCUCUGUGUGAGAAUGUGAGAGAAAAAUCUAAUUGUUGGGCACCAGUUAUUGCAAGUCUCAAGACUACCAGAGGUAUUUAGAUUGUCCUUAUGCACAGCUGCAGGCAGAACUUGGGAUUCUGAAACACUUUUUUAUAAACUCUUAAAUAUUUUUGACAAUAACUUGCUAAACCCAGGAUUCUGAGGAUGACAUUUACUCCAGUGUUUUAAACUUGUUAGAUUCACAGCAUUUGAAGUGAAUUCCAAAAGUCCAGGAGUUUGAGGCGGAUGGGUUUAUUCACAUGCAUGCACACAGACAGACACACGUGUGUGUAGGUGCCCUUCAAAAGAAGUGCAAUACCAGAUGUAAUAUAAAUGUGCUGACAGUUGGUAUUAGAGUAUAACUUUAUAAAUAAACUGUACUUUGUACAGGCUGUAUUUAUGAAGUAUUGAGUGAUUGGAUUCAUUUAGCAAAUUGUAAUACGUUAAAAAUGUGCAAUCAGUUAUAUUCUAGAAGACAUGGAUAACGGUGAAUUGGGGAUUGUAAAACCAAGGCUUUUAUUUGGUCUUUUAAGACAAUUUUGUAGUCAUUUGAUUCCUAGUUAGUUAUUAAACACAGAGGUACUAAAUCAUGUGGUAAAACGCUUCAUGAAAAAUACAAAGAUUUGUAUGGGGAAAUAUGGCUAGUCUUAUCUCUACUGAACAUUUUAGAGCAAUCCAGCAGAAUUCACAUGUCCCUUUGCUCAGAUGCGAGUGUUUUCACUAAGUUGUAGUUACUAGAACAUAACUACCCUUAUGUGUAUUUAUUAUUAGUGUACAGUCAACCCAUUCUAAUGUUCUAGAGUUUUUUAAAAUUGGGGAUUAGUUACAGCAAGAAAUUCAGUUAAAUUAUACAAAUCUGAAACUCUGAGGGCGGUAAUUCAUGAUUUAACAGAGAGAUGCGUGUUACUCAAGUGCCACAUUAAGUGCUACAUUAAUUACCCUUCUGAUUCCCCUUGUAUUGAGACAACAUAUUGCCCUAUAGAGAGAUGCCUUUUAGGACCCGAAUUAAAAGGUCCAAUCAAGCUUAUUGGAUUUUAUGGGCCAGAUUCUCCAUAUUUUGCACCUUGGUGUUAAAUGCUGCCAUAUUAGAAUGGUAGUGUUUGCACCCACUUUGCACCUGUUGUAGGGCUGUGAAGAAUCAGGCCCAAUAUCUUCAAGAGUUACUGCGACCAACCACUGCAAAAACUAUAAAAGAGUUUCUUAUGUGCAUGCUAGAAGAAAGCAAACUGAGUAGCCAACCCAGGUAUACUAGGGCUUGGGGUAACUUUAGAAUUAAACAAAAUGGAAGCAUGGGAAGAUAAUGGAUGGAGGUGUGGGGUUUGAAACAGUUGUUCACAGUAACAAGAAAGUAUAUUUAAAGAAAAAAAGUUGACCCUAAAUAUACUAAGCCCUAUUCUCCUCUCAAUUACACCAGUUUUAUAUUGAUAUGAGUCCAUUGACUUUAAUGAGGUUACUCCUAAUUUAGACUAGUGUGUGUGAGAGAAUUAAACCCACUAUCUCAGCUACAGAAAAAGGAUCCUGAAUUCAUAGGUGACUGAGCUGUAGAUUUCGUUAGACUGUUUGGAAUUUGAUUUUUUUUAAAUAGUUUUUUUUUUUUUUUUUUACAGUUGACAUUUAACCUGAAUAGAGGUUUGAAAAUCUUCCCUUUGUUCUGAAUACCAGCUGUGCAAACACUAAAAUAGUUGAUUUUGUGCUUGGACCGAAUCUAAGCAUCUUGCUCCAGCAAAACUCCCAUAGAAGCCUAUCGGAGUCAGGAGUCCAGGAUUUGUCCUUACAUUUUAUUACAAAGCCAUUAGAAAAAAGUGACUUAGGGAAUACGUAUUGAAUUGUAAAACAAUGUAACUAUUUUUUUUCCCAACUGUGAAACUACACAUUUGUUUCAAUGACAAAACAGGCUGCUGCUGAUUUUAUUUUUCCGUUGAAAUAUAUUUGUUUUCCAAAAAGUUGCAGAAGAAACUCCUGUACUGACUUACAUAUGCAUACUUUUCUGUUCUUCAGGAGUGCAUCAGUAGUUUCUUCAUGGGUAAAAUACCGUCUAACAGUAUAAUUUAAUUUAUAAAAAGCAUUUAAACAAAACCAAAAUUGUAAGUGGUUUGGCAUCUUGUGGAAAAAAUAUAAAACGCCUAGAUCUUCAGGGCACUGUCAGAAUUAUGCAGCAUGUAAAGAACUUUGUAUUUGAUGACCUCUGUGGUUAUUUUUUCUCUUGUAAAGUCAUCUAAGCCCCAUACUGGUCAGUAGCCCAUGUUUGUUAAUUUUGGGGACAUUUUAUUUGCUUUGUCAUUUUAUAACUGACAUACUCAAUAUUUGUGCUGAACAAUAAUUGUGAUUUCCUCCUGUUUUUCAUGUCUGUACAGGUUACAGACCUAGGCUGGACCAGUUUAAAAACAAAAAAGCCACUUGAAAUUAUGAUGUAUUGGGAGGUCAGACAUCUUUAAAAUGCUUCAAUUUAAAGAAAACUGUGUGGUAUUGGAGAGGAUUGUGAUAUACUGCUUCUAAGGUUUUUUGUUUAAAAAUACAACUUCCAUAUUUCAUUUUUUAAAGGUU